Messenger RNA from Cladophialophora immunda, 2346 nucleotides. RefSeq lists its product as uncharacterized. The transcript is spliced from 4 exons. The record is from RefSeq and is a predicted model, not a curated record. Bases 1 to 2346 code for a protein of 781 amino acids. NCBI's taxonomy places the organism in Eukaryota, Fungi, Ascomycota, Eurotiomycetes, Chaetothyriales, Herpotrichiellaceae.
AUGGAGGAGGUAGCGCCGUCCCUUGUGUCGACUGUGCCUCCCGAUUUUGUAUUGAGCAACGAGCUGGAAGUUGCACGUUGGGUCCCGGAAGUUCCUGCCUAUGCACCCGAACGCCAUCACCAGGACCUACAGUUAUUCAAACCAUGGAUUUCAGAGAUGAUACGAUGCAAUGUCCACGUUGGGAUCCUUGCCGAUAGCGUCAAGGGUCUCGGAACUAACCCGACGGCGUCGAAGUUUGGGCUCGCCCUGGUUCUAUAUCUAGAGAAUCGCCGACCAAGACCGACCAAGUUUGAGCUUAAUAUGGGUCUCCAAUUCCGGGCCCACUACCUACUGCGCAUCGUGGAGGCCAUUAAAAACGCCUACUCCGCAGAAGAGCGCGCCGGAGUACGGAAACUGGUCGCCGAAUACAGGUCACUGGGCCCCGGAGCGGAUUCGUGGACCCUCUGUCACGCUUUGGCUCAUGUGUCGGCCUUGAUGCAGAAAGAAUGUAAGCGCCUCAUGACCUACCCGGAGAAUACCGCUGCCGCGCACAUAUGGGUCCACGGCCGGGGUAUCUCACCUGGUCUCUUCAGAGACGAAGUUACCGAACGGCUGGACCGACAUGUCACUCAACAUGGACCCUUACUAUUCUUCAACGGCAUUCCCACCUCCACCGAGGCCAUCCGACGUUCCGUAGAGAAGUAUCUCGCAUUCGGCCCCGAAGGCCAUCACUUCGCCAAAAGCCUCAGCAGUCUCCGGGAAAGUCGCCACCUCAAGAGUCAUUACGAAGAUCUACAGCAGGGUUCAUUCCGGCGGCUCUUCGAUGGCCUUGAUCUUGAGAAGGACUCGAUAUCUCUCAUCACCGAGAUCGAGGACGCCGAGAAGGCGAUCCCGGACGUCCUCGGGAUCCACGAGAGGACCCAUCUGGGGUCAUCUAUGCCCAUACUAGAGGGAGCCUCCUCGGAGAACGUCGGCUUCGCCUUGUUCAAGAUCUUGGCGACGCAAGCAAAAGAGAACGUCAGCUUGGUCUUGUUGAAGAUCUUGGCGACGGACGCAAAAGAGAACGUCAGCUCGGUCUUGCUGAAGAUCUUCGCGACGGAUGCAAAAGAAAUGGACCCUGAGUCCACGUUACCACCACCCAGACUUUCGGUUUCGGUGGAGGAAAUCCGGUCAAAAUUUGCAUCACUUCAAGGCAUUGUCACUCGCCGCGCAUCCAAGGUCUCUCGUGACCGAUUCGAGGCCGAGCGUCAGAAGUUCGAAUCGUGGGUAGCAGAUUUUGGACUGGACGUGGCGGAAAUCGCCAAAUUGUUAGAUAAUAAUUCCACGGACAAUAUCGCUGCGGCUAUCCCCGUGCGGGCGAGCCUAGACGGUAUUGGAAGAGCUUUAGACGGCCUCGGUGUGGUGCUGAGGCGACGGUGGUAUGGAAGGCACGAAGCACAAAUAUCUCUCCACCUCUGCGGAGUCCAGCCAUGGCAGGCGCUACUGUCGCAAGGUAGGGAUCAUUACAUGGGCCACCUUCUCCCAUUUACGGAGUUGGUGGGCCUGAUCUCAACAAGGUACGACCAUAUUCAUGGUCAAUACUGGCCGGAAGUUUCAAAUACCGACGUCGGUAAGGGCGUCGAUUUUGACGCAUAUCGACGGGCGUUCCGGGCCUCGAUAGAAUCUCUGGAACUGUGCAUAAAGCCGGAAUUCAUGGAUCGGAGUUGUCUCUUUCCCCAGGUCGGGAAGCUCCGUCAGAUACUGAACGAGGGUGUACUAGAGCUCAUCGACGGUCUGGGAGAUCUGAGGAAAUAUGUCGAGCUUAUGGUUGGCGUCCUGACAUGUGAAUGGGUACAGCGAAAGCAAAUCAAGCGCAAUCAGUUGGAAAUGGUUUCAACAUUGAUUCGGAAGCUCAAGGCACACUGUCCUGUUAGCUCCCACAACCCCAUCGAUCACGCCAGUCGAGCUUGGUGGGGCGAUUUGACUCAACUGGUGAUCGCACUCUUACACGUCGACGAGGACGAGAUCCCACUUGGCUGGGACCCAGUGGUGUACCGAGAAUCCACCGAGUACACGGUGGACCAGAUUCGUGAGGAAGGGAACGAACACCCCUCCGAUUUCUGCCAAUUCCUCAGAGAGAUGAUGAUUCAAAGCCUACGACGCGAUUCAAUUCCAGACGGCCCUAGUGAUCCGGCUGAUAUUCGAUUCUUCCGCUCCUUGAUGCGCAACGACCUGCAAAAUGACCUGCGUAAAGCCAUUUUUGGCCGGUAUGGGGAAGCUCAACUGAAACAGUGGGAAUGCAAAAGAUGUGACGAGGCGCAGAAUCACGGUCUUCGCACCUGGGAGUCCACAGCACAAGAUUGUGAGGAUGAAGCCAUGGAAAGCUGA